UUGCGGCAUUCGAUGUGAGUCCUUCGUGACUUGUCCAGUAAACUUGGCGUCAACUCGGUCGUUCCUGGAGCUUAAAAUAACUGAGGAUAGUUUUUUGAAUCAGGUUCCGUUUGAAUUCGAAACGUUUCGCUCGGACGCCAUGGUAAACCUAGCUGCCGACCCUUUGGACUUAAAGUCUUUGCCGGAUGCCGGAGACCGCUUCGUCAUCGGAAAGUUGUUGGCAUCCGGAGUCUGUAGCAACGUCUUUGAAGCCACUGACUCAGAAACAGGGAACCGUGUAGCGAUUAAAGUUCAAAGCACGAAUGACAUAACGGAUUUGGAAAAAGAUAUCAACGAAGAAUACCGCAUUUUAAGAGAUCUGUCGUCACAUCCGAAUAUACCAGACUUUUAUGGCGCUUAUGCAAACAAGGAUGGCAGAGAAUUGUGGUUCGUAAUGGAGUUGUGCGAAGGAGGAACUCUAGUGGAUUUUAUUAACGGUUUAUUGAUACAAAACAAGAAAAUGACAGAAGGACAAAUUGGAUAUAUACUCAAAGAACUCAUAAAGGUAGUGUGCUUUCUACACGAAAACCAUGUUGUACACAGGGACAUACGUGGUUCCAAUUUACUGUUGACUAAAGAAGGACAAGUAAAACUUGCGAGUUUCGGCCAAUCCAGGGAACUACAGAGUCCGGGCUUCAAGACAAGCACCUGCGUUGGAUCUCCGGCAUGGAUGGCGCCCGAAGUGGUGUUGACCGAAUACAAGGACAAUUCAGGCGAACCUCCCAGCUACGACAGAAAGGUGGACGUCUGGGCUUUGGGUAUAACCGCCAUCGAGCUGGCCGAUGGCAAGCCUCCUUAUCUAGAUAUUCAUCCGACCAGAGCGUUGUUUCAAAUUGUAAGAAAUCCACCUCCGGGGCUCUUCAGGCCGUCCAACUGGUCACAAUUGUACAACGACUUUAUUGCCGAGUGUUUGGAAAAAAAUCCCGAUCAUCGUCCGUGCGCCGAAGAGUUGUUAGAACACCCGUUCAUAAUGCAAGUGCCGGACAAAGCACGAUCAGACAUAAAAUCAAUCAUGGAAUCUAAUGUGGCCGAUGUGACGUCUAUCAGGAAAGCAGAAGUCAGAAUAAUCAGAAACGGAUACUUAAAAACCAGCCAAACGGAACCGGCAAAACCUAUGCAUUUGGAAGAUUUGGCUGCGUUAAAAGUAGUGUCUGAAGAUUCGGUACUCGACGAACUACAAACUCGGCACCUAAACGGUCUUAGUUAUACGUUUGUCGGUGACGUGCUGUUGUACUUGAACCCAAACGAGGAUGAAAGUUAUUGCGAAAAAAAGAAUCAUUAUCGGUAUCAGUUCAAAUGCCGUUCGGACAACGCCCCUCACAUAUUCAGCGUGGCCGACGCUGCUUACCAGGAUAUGUUGCACCACGAACAACCACAACAUAUACUGUUGGCCGGUGAAACCAAGUCUGGAAAAUCGUUAAACUACGGCAAACUCGUCGAACACUUGCUAUUUCUUGGAGAGUUGAGUCACGCGAAAUCCAACAAAAUUGGUUUGACAAUCAAAUGCGCCAUCGACGUCAUCCAAUCUUUUGGGAACGCGGCCAACAAAUAUCACAUGAACUCCACAAGGCACGUAAAUCAGACUCAAAUCACGUACUCGUCUACCGGUAAACUGAGUGGAGCAAUUUUUUUUGUGUAUCAAUUGGAAAAAUGGCGGGUCACAAACGUUAAGAACUCGGAUCAUCAAAGUUUUCAUGUGUUUUAUGACUUCUUGGCCGCCGCCAAAUCAGACGGGGUACUAGAACAAUACCAUCUAGUUGAUGGUUAUCAAUACCGGUAUUUGAUGAGAGGAGAGGAGUUGAUUGAUGAUGGUCAAAGCGCAAGAGUAACAAAUUUCAACAAAUUGUUAUCCUGUUUAAAAGAUACGCUAGAAUUCACGGACGAUCAGGUAAACACCAUUUGGCGUGUAUUGGCGGCUAUUCUGAAUUUAGGGGAAAUCCUUGUGAUCAAAGGCGACGAAGACGGUGAGACAAAAAUCGAAAACGACGACUUGGUCGCCAACAUCGCUGAUUUACUAGGAGUCGACCCAAAAAAGUUGAUUUGGUGUCUACUAAACUACUGUGUGGUCGUUAACGGAACGGCUGUUCGUCGCAAGCAAACUGUGACGUCAGCGUACGAAGGCCUCCAAGUGUUUGCUCAGACCCUUUACGCCAGAUUGUUCGAUUGGAUAGUCAACGUUAUCAACAUGAAGUUAUCGAUUAGCAGAGCUGUUUUCGGUGAUAAGCAUUUGAUAUGCCUUAUGGACAUGUUUGGGUUCGAGUGUUUCCGUCAAAACAACUUGGAACAAUUGUUCGUAAAUUGCCUAAACGAACAGUUGCAGUACCAUUAUAUUCAGAGGACAUUUGCCUGGGAAAUGCAAGAUUUGGACGAAGAGGGAAUUGAAACAUAUGGCAUGCAAUAUCUGAAUAAUAAACCAACUAUAGACGCUCUCAUGAACAACCCGGAAGGAUUAUUUUACAUGUUUGACGAAGCCACCAAAAAUGGACACGACUACGCAUACAUAACGAACGAGCUGGAAAAGAAUCCUAAAGAGCCGUACUUGCACGUGGUGAAUUCAAAGAGCUUCACUGUGACGCACUACAGCGGUUCGAUAACGUAUCAGCUGAAAGACAUAGUCGAGAAAAACCGCGACUUCUUGGCUCCCGAAGUGGUCGAGACCAUGCGCUUGUCCAAAGACAAUAGUCUCAAGGAUAUGUUUACCAACCGCUUAACAAAAUCUGGCAAUCUGACUGUGAGCAAGGACCGGACAAUGCUGGUGAAAUCAGCUCCAACCAAAGUCAGCCGAUGGGGCGUGGCGCUGGCGGCCGAGAAACACCCGAUUAGAAAAUACAAUACCGAGUCUCGGGGCGAAUACUCGCAAACGCAUCGGAUGCGCACGGCAUCAGCUGUUUACCGAUCUAGCAGCGUGGAAAUCCUUAGAUCAUUGGUGGACACUGCCGAUCAAAAGAACGGAAUGCAUUUCGUGAGAUGUGUGAGAGCCACGUUGUCCGGAGAACCGCUGGGCUUCCAAUCGGACGUCGUCAAGCAACAGCUGAAGGCACUGUCGGUGGUCGAGACCGUCUUGGCUAGACAAAACGGUUACUCGUGCCGGAUAUCGUUCAGCGAGUUCAUUCAAAGGUACAAGUUUUUGGCAUUUGACUUCUACGAGAACGUGGAGGUGACUAAAGAAAAUUGUCGUUUGCUACUGAUCCGUUUGAAAAUGGAAGGAUGGAAGUUAGGAAAAAAUAAAGUGUUUUUGAAGUAUUACCACGAGGAAUAUCUGUCUAGGUUGUACGAGACACAGGUGAAGAAAGUGAUCAAAGUCCAGUCUAUGCUACGGACGUUCAUCACUAAACGAAAAAUGGCGCCACACUUGACCAAACAAUCCGGUGUGGCAAAACCAAAACCGAAGAAAUUCGAACACACUUCUUCCCAAGAAGAAGCGGCCAUCGUCUUACAAAAACAUUACAAAGGAUAUCGAGUCAGGAGCAACAUGGCAGCGAACAAAAAUCUUGAUACAGAGGCUAAACAAUUGUUAAGAAAAUUUUGUAAUAAAUGGAAAAACAAAUCUAUUUAUCAGUUGAUUCUGCUAGAUCGGAGCAACAAGAUUCAGGAUGUCGUGUAUUUUUCUUUACAGGUUCACUUGUAUAACCAACACGUGAUUGCCAAUUUAAACAAUGCCAAUCAAGGUGCAGUCAUGUUAUCAAAAAUCAUGACAACCACGAACGUAAGCGAUUUCUUGGGCAGCAAAAUGUGUUAUUCAUAUAAAAUUCCGUUCAAGUUGGAUCACAUACAGACCAUAAACAGACAUACAUUUGACAUUGAGUCUGAAAACAGCAUAGACGACAGCAACUGGGACAGUCCUCUUAACCGGAUACCGGAAUCCCGAACGGCUUAUAGGAUUUUGAAAUUCUCGUACGCUGUUCGAGACCAAGGAGUACAAGUUGACGUUAGCCGACCUAUAAGUUCCAACAACCAUCACGGUCUCGAAAACCGUUCAGAUGUUAGUGUUAACAUGCGCAUGCAAAAUCACAGGUCAUUCAAAGAAGAGAAACCCACACAAAUGGUAACGGUUGACAACCGUCAGACAUCUAAGAACCACAAAGAAUUCCAAGCAGCCGUGAACGUGGACAAACCAAAAUCCAACAAGUCACCGGACAAGGCAAAUCCCAUGUUAGAACUUCAGUACAGAGGAAAACAAUAUCAUGCUGAUAAAAACGAAGACCAAGAUGCGCCUUAUAAUUUUCAGGCUAUAUUGAAGAAAACCAACUACAAAAGACCAUCUUUGGACCGUGGACAACUGGAGUACUCGUCAACUGCGGUGGUUGAUAUCGAAUCUGCGAAAUACAAAGAAAAAUCAGAAAUCUGUUUGUCACAUACUAAAAAAAUGAAAAAUGAGAUCAAUCAGAGAGUGGCGGCUGGAAAAUCGAUCAAAGCCGAACUAGUACCCGGCGUAAUGGUCGAAGGAUCAUCUUAUGAUCUUUAAACUUAUUCUCUACACAUUCGUCAUAAAUAUUAUACUUUGAUAUCACACAUCUAAUUAUCAGUAUUGUAAUUAAAUAGUUCUAUACCACAUCUAGUUGCACACAAAUACAAUUUAUACAUUAUGUA
This is a messenger RNA of Adelges cooleyi (spruce gall adelgid), 4629 nucleotides long. RefSeq names its product neither inactivation nor afterpotential protein C (gene ninaC). The transcript has 28 exons. NCBI's taxonomy places the organism in Eukaryota, Metazoa, Arthropoda, Insecta, Hemiptera, Adelgidae. Gene Ontology annotation, cellular component: myosin complex. The coding region runs from base 140 to 4504 and encodes 1454 amino acids. Gene Ontology annotation, biological process: protein phosphorylation. Gene Ontology annotation, molecular function: protein binding; protein tyrosine kinase activity; ATP binding. The record is from RefSeq and is a predicted model, not a curated record.